UGUUUAAUUCAUUGACCUAAAAGUUCUGUUGAUCGGUACUGUAAAAAUAACAUUGCUAACAGGUUAAGAAAAAGUGUUCUGUGGGUUAAGACAACAUAAUGUCUUGGAAUAAAAUUAUAUGUAGUCAUAAAGAAUUGCAAUUAUUUGGUACGCUAAACGGUGGACAGAGUUUCAGAUGGAAUUAUGAUAAGAUUAAUGAUGAAUGGGUAGGAGUUUUUUCAAGAACAGUUUGGAAAUUAAAACAAAAUGAUGAUCACAUACAGUAUCAAGUAAUUGGUUCACUAAUAAAAGAAUUUGACACAAAAGAUAGUAUUAGUUAUGAAAAACUGCUUAAAGACUAUUUCAGACUAGACUUAAAUUUAGUAAAAUAUUACAAAGAGUGGUCUGAAAAAGAUGAGCUUUUCCAAACAGCCUGUCAACAGUUUUAUGGCAUAAGGAUGCUUCGUCAGGAACCGGUAGAGAAUUUGUUUUCAUUUAUUUGCAGUCAAAAUAAUCAUAUAUCAAGGAUCUCAAGUAUGGUUGAAAAAUUAUGUACACAUUACGGUGAUGAAAUAUGCACAACAGAUGGCGUGACUUACUUCUCAUUCCCUCAAGUUGAAAAAUUGGCAGUUUGUGAUGUAGAAUCUAAAUUGAGGCAAUUGAGUUUUGGCUACAGGGCGAAGUUUAUACAGAAGUCAGCAGCACAGAUAGUUGAGUGGGGUGGCGAGCGAUGGUUCAACAAUCUGCAAGACAUGAAAUAUAAAGAUGCAAAACAAGAACUCAUGAAGUUACAUGGCAUUGGUCCUAAGGUGGCCGAUUGCAUAUGUCUAAUGUCACUGAAUCAUUUAGACGCACUGCCUGUUGACACGCACGUGUACCAAAUUGCUGCACAAAAUUACUUGCCUCAUUUGAGAGGGAAAAAGAAUGUCACAGACAAGAUGUAUACAGAAAUAGGUGACCACUUCAGAAAACUGUAUGGCGAUAUGGCGGGCUGGGCACACACUGUUUUAUUUUGUGCGGAUUUGAAGAAAUUUCAACAGAAUGACGAUAUUAAAUGUGAAAGUCAAAAGAAGAGACGAAAAAAAUAAAGCUUUGAAAAAAAUCAAUGUUUCGAUAUGGUAAUUUUAAGAAAUUAAAUAAAUUUCAAUUUUAUAAUUUUUUAUUUUUUUACUUUAUUAAUAUGGUAAUUACAAAAGGUUAUCUUACAAAUUUAUAUUAUAAAGGUAUAAGUCAAAUAAUGUUGAUUAUUCAUAGUACAACAUGAAAGAUUAAGCAUAGUCUGUAUGAAUAUCUUUUAACAUAGUGACAUUUAAUUUUAACGGGAAUCGUUAUCUGAAACCGUUUGCAAAAAUAAGAACAUUAUUUAAAUAGGUAUAUUCAAAUAAAUACCAUAAUGUACACACGUCAUGUUAUCAAAAUAUGUCAAAUUUCUCGUGUUGAUUUUAAACUCUACCCUCAAAACAUUAAGGUUUAAUAUUGAGUGGAGAAAUUUGACAAUAUGUAUAACCUGACUCGCAGUUGAGUAUAAAAGUCAUAAUCACCCCACAUUUAC
Diatraea saccharalis (sugarcane borer) is the source of this 1531-nucleotide messenger RNA. The record is from the annotation of a GenBank genome assembly. NCBI's taxonomy places the organism in Eukaryota, Metazoa, Arthropoda, Insecta, Lepidoptera, Crambidae.